Molecule: messenger RNA, 621 nt
Organism: Fonsecaea nubica
Lineage: Eukaryota; Fungi; Ascomycota; Eurotiomycetes; Chaetothyriales; Herpotrichiellaceae
Exons: 2
Coding region: 1-621 (206 amino acids)
Molecular function (GO): O-methyltransferase activity
Source: RefSeq, a predicted model, not a curated record
AUGGCUACGUGGAUGCUCGACCGGCCGCACUGGUCAGACGACGACUUAGGGUUCUAUCCUGUGAAGGAACGACUAAUACAAGGCGUGAUGGGCGACGAUGAUUCCGUCUUUCUGGUGGAUCUCGGAGGUAGUGUAGGGCACGAUCUGGAGAAGUUUCUCGUUCGACACCCGUUCGAUACCUUUCCAGGGCAUCUGGUCCUUCAAGAUCGCGCUGAAGUUAUCGAAUCGAUCCCCGAGAAUAGCUUGAAGGCUGGGAUUCGCGCAAUCGCCCAUGACUUUUUCACCCCACAACCCGUACAAGGGGCGAGAACGUAUUUCUUGCACAGUAUCAUCCAUGACUAUCCCGACGACAGGGCACAGCUGAUUCUGAAGAACAUCGCUCGAGCAAUGAAGAAGGGGCACUCCAAACUUAUCAUAUGGGAUUUCGUGCUUCCCGAUAAGGCUGUGGCCUCGACGCUGACAGCUCUCGAUUGGGAAAUGAUGUCCUUUUACGCCGCGAGCGAGAGGUCGGAGGGUCAGUGGAAGACACUGCUUGAAGAUCCCGAGAUUGGGUUGAAAGUCAACGGGAUCUGGAGCUACAGUCAGUUUGACCAGAGCGUGAUUGAAGCAGAACUGGCUUGA